This is a messenger RNA of Megalops cyprinoides (Indo-Pacific tarpon), 3062 nucleotides long. RefSeq names its product wolframin-like. Gene Ontology annotation, biological process: calcium ion homeostasis; endoplasmic reticulum unfolded protein response. Gene Ontology annotation, cellular component: endoplasmic reticulum; endoplasmic reticulum membrane. NCBI's taxonomy places the organism in Eukaryota, Metazoa, Chordata, Actinopteri, Elopiformes, Megalopidae. The record is from RefSeq and is a predicted model, not a curated record. Gene Ontology annotation, molecular function: protein binding.
GCAGCGCUGGCGAAGCAGCUGGUGCUGCAGGAGAGACUGAAAGCUGCUGGGGAGACUGCAGAGCUGCCCACGGCGCCCCCUGCUGAAAGCCCUGUGCAGCACGCAGAGCCUGAGAAAGAGGAGGAGCUGCCGUUUGAGGAGCUGGAGGAGAGAGCCAAAGCUGGAGAUGCCAAAGCUCAAGCCGAUCUCGGCCGGCGUUACCUGCAGCUGGCGGAGCAGCAGGAAGAGGAGCUGAACAGCAGCAGGGCUGUGGACUGGCUGCUUCAGGCUGCCAGACAGGGCCGCCGGGACGCCGCCAAGCUGCUGCGGCGCUGCCUGACCCACAGACAAGGCAUCACCUCGGAGAAUGAAGAAGAGGUGAAGAGGCUUUCGACGGAGAGCAAGUUUGAGCGCGCAGUGAGGAAAGCGGCCAUGGUGAUGUACUGGAAGCUCAAUCCCGACAGGAAGAAGAAGGUGGCUGUGUCUGAGAUGCUGGAGAAUGUGGAGCAGGUCAACACCACUACGGGUGGAGCUGCCCUGGGCCCUGUGCCUUGCCCUGUCCAACACCAGAGGAAGGUCCUGGAGACCAUGGUCAGCAGUGAGACUGGUAGGUAUGUGGGUGUGGAGGACUUUGUUGAAAUCACCAGGAAGUUCACCCAGAGCAUGGCGCCGCCGCCCUCACUGAAGAGCAGCACCGGCAGCUGCAGCGAGGAGGAGGAGGAGGAGGAGGAUGAAGAGGUGAAGGGAGGAGCUCACAGCCAGCGGGUGCCGGGACAGAGCGCCGCGCUGAGCUGCGCGGGGGGGCCGCCGCCGGAGUCGGCCUACAGGAGGAUGCUGCGGGCUGGCUGGGGGGUGGGACGCAGCGGCAUCCUGGAUGCCAGCGGCCGCAGUGUGCUGAGCACAGCGCUGGACAUCAGGUCACAUCUGCUGAUCCUGCGGUUUCCGCUGCAGGUGCUGAUGGAGGUGAAGGAGCACCUGAUUGACUGGGCGUCUCGUGCUGGUAUGCAGUGGCUGAGCACCAUCAUCCCCACGCAACACGUCAAUGCUCUCAUCUUCUUCUUCAUCAUCAGCAACCUCACCAUCGACUUCUUCGCCUUCCUCAUCCCCCUGCUCAUCUUCUACCUCUCCUUCAUCUCCAUGGUGAUCUGCACCCUGCGGGUCUUCCAGAACAGCAAGGCGUGGGAGAACUUCCGCGCUCUGACCGCCCUGCUGACCAGCUUCGAGCCGGGGCUGGACCUGGAGCAGGCCGAGACCAACUUCAGCUGGAACAACCUGGAGCCGUACCUGUACUUCAUCCUGUCUGCAUUCUUCGUCAUCUUCUCCUUCCCUGUGGCGGAUAAGGCCUGGAUCCCCUGCUCCGAGCUGUCCACCGUCGCCAUCUUCUUCACGGCGGCCAGCUACCUGAGCCUGAGCGGCGUGGCGGGCGGCUUCAUGCGGCGGGCGCUGGUGGUGGAGGUGGCGUCGUCCGUGUGUGCCAUGAGCAGCCUGCUGCCCGAGCGCAUGUGGCUGCCGCGGCUGCUGGGCCGCACCUUCGCCACGCUGCCGCUCGGCCGGUGGGUGGAGCUGCAGCUCAGCGCCCCUUGCCUGCUCUACAUGUACCUGUUCUACCUGUUCUUCCGCAUGGCGCAGCUGCGGGGCUUCCGCGGCACCUACUGCGUGCUGGUGCCCUACAUGGUGUGCUUCACGUGGUGCGAGCUGGCGGCCGUGCUCCUGCGCAGCUCCACCGCCGUGGGCCUGCUGCGCACCUGCGUCGCCUACUUCCUCUUCCUGUUCGCGCUGCCCGUGCUGGCGCUGGGGCUGGCCGCCAUGCUGCUGGUGCAGCUGGUGAAGUGGUUCCUGGAGCUGGAGUUGACGAAGAUGCUGGUGACGCUGGCGGUGUGCGCGGUGCCCGUGACGCUGCGGCUCUGGACCCGAUUCAGCCUGUCGCUGCUGGAUGUGCUGCGGGCGCUCACCCACAGCAACCUGGUCAAGCUCAUCCUGGUGUGGAUCUCGGCGGUGAUCCUGUUCUGCUGGGUGUAUGUGUACCGCUCCGAGGGCCUGAAGGUGUUCAACUCCACGCUGACGUGGCAGCAGUACGCGGAGCUGUGCGGGCCGCGGGCGUGGCGCGACUCCAGCGUGGCGCAGACACAGAUCUUCUGCAGCCACCUGGAGGGCCACCGCGUCACCUGGACCGGCCGCUUCAAAGGCGUGGUGGUGGCAGAGACGGAGAACGGCCCGCAGGCUGUCAUCAACCUGCUGCCCGUCUUUGCUGGAAACUGGCUGCGCUGCCUGUACGGCGAGGCGUACCCCAGCUGCGAGCCGAGCAACGCCUCCCUCACAGCCCCCCUCACAGCCGCCCCCACCCCCCCCCCCACGCCCCCCCCCACACCCCUGCAGCAGCAGGAGGAGCUGGAGCUCUGCAGCCUCAAGGCUCUCGCUAAGCACCACUGCCACGUCAAGCGCUUCGACAGCUACAGGUUCGAGGUGACCAUGGGCAUGCUGCCGGACGAGGGCGAGGGGCGGGGCGAGGCGCAGGCCGAGCUGCGGGACGAGCCCCAGGACAUCGUGCUGAGAGCCAGUAACGAGUUUAAGCCGGUGCUGCUGAACAUGCACGCGGGCCGGCUGGUGGAGUUCAGCAUGGUGCUGGAGGGCCGGCUGGGCGGCAGGAGGCCUGUCUUCGAGCUGCGCUCCAUACACUGCCUCAACUGCCGCUCCAGGCUCAUGCCCGUCGGCAAGCAGUACAAGAUCGAGCCCGACUGGAAAGGCACCGCCCUCAGGGCCAUCAAAUUCGCCUUCGACUUCUUCUUCUCGCCCUUCCUGUCAGCCCGGGUCGGCGUGUAGGGCUGCCAGCAUGGUCGUGGCCCUGUGAUGACCUGAUUACGGUAACCGUGGUAACCAGGUGCCUUAAUCACUGCGGUAGUUUGCAUGUCCGGUGUGCUGUGAUUGGCACUGUAGUGUUCGUAUAGGAGCAGCAUACAGCCGAGUAGCGCUGGAGUCUCAUCGGCCUGUCAGCCACAGCACUGUGCUCUCGCUCCCAGACUCUCCUGUCUCUGUCAGCAUCUGCCUGCUUCCACCCCUGCCAUUCUGUGUGCCUUUGACUCGAU